AUGUUGAUCUACAUUUGGAUGAAGGCAUGGAACAGGUCAGUAAAAGCAUUGUGUAUACUCGAGUCCUGAACGAAAGCUAGGGUUGACUCACUAAUUACUUGAGUUUACUAGAUGAAGUUUACAUUAUAAAGUUGGAACUGUCGAUGAAAUCAAAAUUGCGGGAAAUUUACAAUGAUAGAAACACGUGAACGAAGGGAUUUGAACCCAUGCAGUCCCAGAAGACCGGUCCGAUUCCCUAAAUUCUAACCCAAGGGGGAUAGCCAAGUCCAUGUUUGUACAAAAUUUUGUUUUCACGAGAAAUCCUCGUGACGAAUUUGACAUCACGGGAUUCAAAAACGCCGUGACCUCAUCUUGAAGAAGCGAUGUUCUUACAAAAUGAAGUGAACAUUUUCUUCUUUGAUGGGUUGCUGCAUAUUUUACGCUUUAGUUUACAUCAUAUAUUUUCUGAGGAAUAAUUUAAGUUGAGUUUAUGUGGUAAGGACUAGUUUGUCAAGAACAUGAGUUCGUUUGCAUGAGUUAAGGUGUGCAAAAUAAAGAACGUUAUAAACUUUCCCUGCCGUCGUCCACGAUGCAAGACCUGUGACCAUACCAACCCAGCCUCCCAGAUCAACACCCCCGGUGGACCUCUGACCAUACGGCAGAGGUUCUCAUGCAUGACAAGUAACCUCGUGUAUAUCAUAACUUGUCGGGCAUGCACUCUGUCGUACGUUGGCGAAACCGGACGCAGGCUUGGGGACAGGUUCUGCGAACACCUCCGAUCUGUCUCAAAGAAAGCUGACCUACCCGUUGCUAUACAUUUUUCCUCCCCCGGUCACACAACAGAUGAUAUGAUGGUAGCUGUUGUUCGAGCGGGUCUUCACAACACCAGGGACAGACGUAGAUCGGAGGGCCGCCGAAUUUUUAAAUGCAAAACUCUACAGCCACGCGGCAUAAGCAUUCCUUUAAUCUUUAAUCUUCAAUCACAGUUCGUAACCAUACAUAACUGAUACAAAUGAACUAAUACUAACAUAUACAAUCGAACAAAAAUACAAAAAUGGUUAACAGGACGGUAGUAGGGGGAAACAAAAUUCCCAUGCUAAGACAUACCCUCCAAAAAAGAAAAAAGAAAAAAAAUUAAAAAAUUAAUUAAUUAAUAUAUCAACAUAUAUUAAAAGACUAUAAAUUAGACUAUAAAUUAUAAACCUAGAUGCCUAAUAAUAAUGCAUAAACUUAUAUUAAAGACACUAUGCCUAGUAUUAUAAGGUAAAUUAUGAGCGAAGGUACUUAAUCAGUGAAACUUUAAAAGACUGAAGGCUAGAAGAUAACAUUACUUCAGAAGGCAAAGAGUUCCAAUCAUUAAUAUAUCUAUGAAAAAAUGAAUAUUUAAAAUAAUUUGUACGGGCAACUUUAGGCUUAUUUUAUACUCAUGCUUACUUCUAGUUCGAGUUAUUCCAAUAAUAUCAAAGUAAUGAUGGCAAUUGAUAUCACAGUAACCAAAUAUAAUCUUAUACAUUUAAACUAGGCUAAGAUAUUUCCCUCUCAGUUCUAAAGAGUCCCGUUUUAACUCUAGAAGUCUUUCAGGAUAUUCUUUGUCGGGGCCCACAUAUUAGUCGGGACGCUCUUCUCUGAAUUGCUUCGAUUGCCUUGGUGUGCUUCACCAGAUAAGGGUUCCAGACUGGGCAGGCGUACUCAAGGAUAGGUAUCACUAGCACCUUGAAAGCUGUCUUGAUAUCAGUCUUGUUUGAAUAACCAAAUGUCCUUUUAAUCAAGCCCAACACCUUGUUAGCUUUAGCACAAAUUGAGUUAAUGUGAUAAUCCCAUGAUAAAGACGACUCCAACCAAAGUCCCAGGUGUUUGUGGUGGUCCACUUCCGGUAGUAAGAAGUUAUUCAACGAAUAUUGACAUCUUAUUGGAUCUUUCUUCCGUGUAAUGUGUAGACUUCACACUUCUCGGUCUUAAGAGUAACAAGCCAACUCUUGCACCAUUCAGAGGCAGAAGUCAAAUCCUCUUGAAGUAGAUCGCAAUCCGAUCUAUUUUCUAAGUGUCGAUGAAGGACAGUAUCGUCAGCAAACAAAUCUGAGUUGCAAGUUACUGAGUAAGGAAGAUCGUUGACGUAUGCAAGGAACAGCAAAGGCCGAAGUAUACUGCCUUGGGGCACACCAGAUGUAACACUUAACCAGUCAGAUGCUUGACCCUCAAUCACUACACGCUGUUUCCUUGACGUGAGAAAAUAAACAUUGACUUCAAUUUUAUUUGAGCGAACUCUUCCAGCGCGCGUUUCAAAUGUUGCCACAUUUGAAUAAAAUGACGCGCAUUCAGUGUAACGGCAUCUUCCACUGAUGAAGGGACAGUAGUCCCGAAGCGUCUGGAUUUUCAAACAUUUUAGCGCUAAGGACACUAAGACAAAUUUUAAUUGUAAUCAACUUAUCAGCGCUACACAGUUCCUAACCAUGUUUUGAUCCUGACUGAAAUAACGUUAUAGCCUGGGUCUAUCCUCCGCAGUAAGAGAAAAAGACAAGAAACGAGGUGAAACAGAGCGCCACCCUUUCCCCAUCCCAGACUAUCGCUCGGCUCGCCUCACUUGCUGAUUUAUUUUUCGCCUUUUUCCGCCACUGCGGAGCCCUGUCUCAGGCUGCUGAUGUUAGGAUUCAUUAGUCCACUGCCUAGUUAGAUGUCAUCAAAUAGUUUGCUGUUAUCUAAGAACUGGCCAAUAAUGAAACUUCAGAAUAGGAGAAGUGCUUACAGUGCAACGACAUAUAAACGCGGUACAGUAUGAUAAAGGCGGAGAUAGUGAAUUCAACUAUUGGACCAACGCUUGGCUGGUAAUGGUUAUUCAUUAUCUAACUAAUUUUUUACAGGAAGCUGGUGUAUAGUCUUCUUCUCUUGAUUCGAGAUUCCGUGACAUAUUAAAGAAGAUCGAGGACUUGGUCAUCAGAGACGAAACGAGAGCAAGAAUAAAAUUCGAAAAUAAGGAGUGCUUUCGAGCAGUUCAAGCCUGGAAAGCACAUUUAUUUCGUUCUGUUAAUCAAGAAGAAGUAAAACAGAACGCUCUUACUCAGCUUGACGAAGAAUCAAGCCUGAUUAUCAUGGACUGGGCGAUGAAAUAUCUGCCACAGCACUGCUUGAAGUCUUACAUUUAG
This is a messenger RNA of Porites lobata, 3119 nucleotides long. The record is from the annotation of a GenBank genome assembly. Lineage: Eukaryota; Metazoa; Cnidaria; Anthozoa; Scleractinia; Poritidae.